AUGGAGCAGUACCUCGGUGUUCCUUCGCCUCCGACCUCCGUACUCCGGUACACCGCGAGCCAGUCGCACUCAGCGCGUCGUCCCGUGUUGACCGGUUUUAGCACCAUCUGGAUUUAUAUCGUUGGCUGUACUGGUUCCGUUUUCACUAAAGAAGCUACACCUUUUCUAUUCGUCGAGCUGCAAACAUCAUCGUAUAUCAUAAAUUACGAAGUUACGGCGCGUCGGCGAUUCAAACAAAAAGGUUUUGGCCAACAACCUAAACAUUAUAAUUGUUCAUUAAAAUGGGCAACUGUUCAAGGCGAUGUAAUGAUCAGAGAUGAAUCUAAGAACUAG
Messenger RNA from Leptosia nina, 333 nucleotides. The record is from the annotation of a GenBank genome assembly. NCBI's taxonomy places the organism in Eukaryota, Metazoa, Arthropoda, Insecta, Lepidoptera, Pieridae.